This is a messenger RNA of Hyaloscypha bicolor E, 1631 nucleotides long. RefSeq names its product mitochondrial putative branched-chain-amino-acid aminotransferase. Bases 242 to 1501 code for a protein of 419 amino acids. Gene Ontology annotation, cellular component: mitochondrion. Gene Ontology annotation, molecular function: branched-chain-amino-acid:2-oxoglutarate transaminase activity. The record is from RefSeq and is a predicted model, not a curated record. Lineage: Eukaryota; Fungi; Ascomycota; Leotiomycetes; Helotiales; Hyaloscyphaceae. The transcript is spliced from 6 exons. Gene Ontology annotation, biological process: L-valine biosynthetic process; L-leucine biosynthetic process.
CAAAUUUCUUCCAGAUUCCUAUUUUCAUACCUUGUGCGUCAUGGUGGCAUUCAUCUAAUCUUGCCUCUUAUCUGAACCUUUAAUACUUUCAUCUAUAGAUUGGGACGGUCCGGUCCGGAGUAAUCUGACUACUUUUGUCUCAGGCACCCUGGGCAUUGGCCAAGUGACUCAGCUGGUCGAUAUAGAACAAUACUCUUAUGGGCUGAUAAUUCUAAUUGAGUCAAUCGUUCACACCGCCGCCAUGAACGGCCACGCAGUCGAGACAGCGAGCCAUCUUAUCCAGAACGGCGUCAACGCCGCAAAAACCUUGGUCCAUGAACCGGAAAUGCAUGACCUCGAUGUGUCGAAGCUGACGGUCUCUCUUACGAAAUCUCCGGGCAAGGUCCCAGAGCCGGAUUCGCUGGAGAUAUGGGAUAUGAAGACUUGUACGGAUCAUAUGGUCAAGGUCACAUGGACCGACGAUGUUGGAUGGCAUGCUCCCACCAUUGAACCAUACGGUCAACUCACAAUGAGCCCAAUUGCCUCAUGUCUGCAUUAUGCAACUCAAUGUUUCGAGGGUCUGAAAGUUUACCGCGGAUUUGACGGCAAACUGCGCUUGUUUCGUCCAGAUAAGAACUGCGCUCGACUGGUCAUGAGUUCGGCUCGGGUUGCCUUGCCCACUUUCAAUCCUAAGGAGUUAGAGAAGCUACUGAAGGCUUUCAUGAAAGUUGAUGGUCCAAAAUGGCUGCCAAAGAGCCGACCAGGAAGAUUUCUUUAUCUCCGUCCGGCAAUCAUUGGCAACGGUGAGCAGAUCGGAGUCACAGCACCAUCUGAAGUCUUGAUGUUCAUCGUCGCAGUUGGUUGGCCAGACUUAUCGUCAGGUACUCGGCCUGGAACAUUGCCAAAGCCGCCAGGACUGAAGCUCCUUGCUUCCAAGAGCGAUGUUCGUGCGUGGCCUGGUGGCUUUGGGUAUGCGAAGGUGGGAGCUAACUAUGGUCCCGCUUUUGUAAGCCACAUGGAGGGCAGGAAGAUGGGGUAUGAUCAGAUUCUUUGGCUGUUGGGUGCUGAUUAUCAGGUCACAGAGGCUGGAGCAAGCAACUUCUUCAUUGUGUGGAAAACAAAAGAGGGGAAUUUGCAACUGGUUACUGCUCCGCUAGAUGCAAAGGUCAUUCUCGAAGGUGUUACGAGAGGAAGUGUACUUGAGCUCGCAAGACAACGGCUAGUAUCCGGAUCAGAGUACCUUCCCCCGAACAUUACAGAUCUCGAAGUCGUUGAAAGAAAUUUCACCAUGCUGGAAAUUGAAGAGGCGUGGGAGGAAGGACGGAUUGUAGAGGCUUUCUUGAGUGGUACUGCGUAUUUCAUUACCCCUGUUUCGGCUAUCAGUUUUAGGGAUGAGGAGAUCGACAUUCCAAUGGGGGAUGGUACCAGUGGAUAUUAUGCUGCUCUUUUGAAGAAGUGGUUGAAGGAUAUUAUGUAUGGGAAUGUUCAGCAUGAAUGGGGGGUUGUGAUCGAUGAAGAAUAGAUGAAGCAAUUUAGGAAAUAAUGGGUUAUGAGAUCUGUAUGUAUUUUCCUUCGUUAUUUUGCGUAGACAAAGAUAAUUUCUAGUUAUUGCUCUUCAUCUUGGUUUGGCUUCGUAUGUGAGAAGAGACAAU